GUGGAUCGCGGGGCUUGGCUGUGAGGGGCCUUGUCAUGAUGAGAGGCCCGUCCAACUCGGGAAUCUCGCAGCUGAUGCGCCCCUCACUCUCCCGAGCCCUAUUAUCAACCUCCCCCCAAGGUCAACAAUGGCCACGGCCAGCCUCAUGGGAGACGACUCGCUUGAACCCAACCGGCCGCUUACUAUUAUUACUACAACAUGCCAAUCAACGCUCGGCCUUCUCCACCACCACCACAUCAUCCCUUUUCGAGGAGAAAGCGGCCCAGGAGCCGCAGCAGCCGAACCAGCCGAAAUGGCGGCCGCCUAGCGAUCAAGCACUCGAGCAGCGCCCCGUGCUGGUCGUCGGGGCGGGUAACAUUGGCCGGCGCGUGGCGCUGGUAUGGGCGUCGAACCGGCGGCCGGUCACCAUCUACGACAUCUCGCCGGAGGCGCUGCGGUCGGCGACCGAGUACGUGACGGACAACCUGGCGGCGUACUGCGCGGCGCGCGAGACGCACCCGGGCCCCGUGCGGACGACGACGGACCUGCGGACGGCGACGGCGACGUCGGGCUCGCCGGCGCGCGACUCGGCCGGGGCGGUCGCGGCCGAGGAGCUCGCCAGGGCGCCGUGGCUGGCGAUCGAGUGCCUGCCCGAGUCGCGGCCGCUCAAGACGUCGGUGCUGGCGCUGCUGGAGCGGUCGCUCCCCGCCGACUGCGUGCUGGCGUCCAACAGCAGCAGCCUGACGACGGCCGAGAUGGCGGCCGAGGGCCCGCUGAACCACCCGCACCGGCUGCUCAACACGCACUACCUGAUCCCGCCGCGCAACCGCAUGGUGGAGAUCAUGUCGUCCGGGGCGACCGACCCGGCCAUCGCGCCCUUCCUGGCGGCCCACAUGCGCCGCGUCGGGCUGGCCCCCGUCGUGGUGCCCGACGGCCUCCAGUCGCCCGGCCUCGUCUUCAACCGCGUCUGGGCGGCCUGCAAGCGCGAGACGCUGGCGGUGCUGGCCGAGGGCGUGGCGCGGCCGGCCGACGUCGACGCCCUGUUCCGCGACUUCUUCCACGCCGAGAAGGGCCCCUGCGAGCGCAUGGACGAGGUCGGCCUCGACACGGUCGCCCGGGUCGAGCAGCACAACCUCGAGCGCGCGCCGGGGCUCGGCAGCGAGGGCGUGCUGCGCUGGCUGCGCGACAACUACGUCGACAAGGGCAGGCUCGGCGAGAAGACCGGCGACGGCCUGUUCACCGAGGCCGAGAGGGCUCGGCUGAGGGAGGAGCACGAGCGAGGGAGGCAUGAGAAGGUCGAGGAAACAGCCGGCGCAUAAUUAAUAGAUUGCAUGUUUUUGUUCUUCUUGCUUUAAUUAUUAAUAUUCCUCUUUCC
Molecule: messenger RNA, 1354 nt
Organism: Thermothelomyces thermophilus ATCC 42464
Lineage: Eukaryota; Fungi; Ascomycota; Sordariomycetes; Sordariales; Chaetomiaceae
Product: 3-hydroxyacyl-CoA dehydrogenase-like protein
Exons: 1
Coding region: 39-1298 (419 amino acids)
Biological process (GO): fatty acid metabolic process
Molecular function (GO): oxidoreductase activity, acting on the CH-OH group of donors, NAD or NADP as acceptor; NAD+ binding
Source: RefSeq, a predicted model, not a curated record